UUUGGGAGCUCCACCCUGGCUCAGGGAGGAAAAUCUCACUGAGGAUUUGCUGUCGGGAUCUUCAGACAACUGAGCUCGAAGGACCUCUCUUUUUCAGAUUCAAUUUUCUGGAAUAUUCAUUCAGAGACUCAAACCUGCAGGAGUCUUGAGCGGGAGAUUUCCAUGUCUGUGAGUAAUAUGAGGAAUAUACCUUUGAAUGGGCUAGAUCCUGGAAUCAGACGGCAGGGCUUCCAUUGAGCUUAGACUGGGAAGCAGCAUGCUAACAAAUCGGUGAACCGCUGCGGCCUGUCAAAGCCCCGUCCUCGUCACCACCUGCACCACCAACCCUGCUUCGGGGGUGACUCCAGACACUUCCACUCAGCCCGACAACCUAGGCCUACGCCAUGGAUUUCCUUCUACCUAUUAGAAGUCGAGACAGGAUGGCUUUCUCCAGCUCUGAACCUCUUCUGGGACCUCACAGUAGCUGCACCAGGCACCACUACCAUGGCGUCAAAAGAAAGCUGCGGCCCGGACGGAUUAUGGGCUUUGUUAUCAGCAUGGUGGCGGUCUGCAUAUUCUGUUCAUGGAGUGCCUUGUCACUGGUCACAGCAGUGGCCAAGGAGCUGGUGUCAUCCGCUGAGGGUUCAGCAGAUGCGGCGGUGCCCCAAAGAACUCUUAUGCAAUACCACAACCUCUCAGCCGUCCCAGAGGACAAACCGGUGGCCAUGAAAUCAUCUACAAUAGAGAUGAAUCACGGGGACUACCCAACAGACUUGUUUACCGUGGAGGAGAGACGUCAGGGCUAUGUUUGUUUUCAUAUGUUUGGCAUGCUGUACAUGUUCAUAGCCUUAGCCAUUGUCUGCGAUGAGUUCUUUGUUCCUGCACUCACUGUUAUCACAGAGAAGCUGCAGAUAUCUGAUGAUGUAGCAGGAGCCACCUUCAUGGCGGCAGGCGGAUCCGCCCCGGAGCUCUUCACGUCUGUCAUAGGCGUCUUUGUCUCCCACAGUAAUGUGGGUAUUGGUACCAUCGUGGGCUCUGCUGUCUUCAACAUCCUGUUCGUGAUCGGGAUGUGUGCCCUGUUCUCCAAAGAGGUGCUGAACCUCACCUGGUGGCCUCUGUUCAGAGAUGUAUCGUUCUAUAUUGUUGGCUUGCUCAUGCUCAUCUACUUCUUUCUGGAUAAUGAAAUUACAUUGGGGGAAAGUAUUGGCCUGCUGUCGUGCUACACCUGCUAUGUGACAUUCAUGAAGUUCAAUGCCAAAGUAGAAUUUGUCAUAAAAACCCUGCUGGGCAGCAACCAGGUGGACGAGCUGGAGGCGGCACCAAAGGCCGAUGCCCCCGGGGCAGCUGGAGACGACGAGAGCAAGCUGACCGCCAAACCGAGGCUGCAGAGGGAAGGCAGCUGUGCCUCUCUACACAACUCACUGAUGAGAAACAGCAUCUUCCAGCUCAUGAUACACACUCUCGACCCUCUCAGUGACGAAGGUAUGGGACAAUUCAAAGAGAAGGCAUCAAUCCUUCACAAAAUGGCCAAGCAGAAGUGUAAAGAAGAAGCUGCCUGUGCCAACGGUGUCGGGCCGCCCUCCCAGACACAAGCUUCAAGAAAUGCAAAUUCUGAUAAAAACAUCCCGAACAGUUCAAAUGUUGCGGUGGAAGUCACACCACCCAUGAACGGUGCGGCAGGAGGAGACGAGGAUGAGGAGGAGGAUGAAGACCAGCCUUUGAGCUUGGCCUGGCCAGACAGCACCAGGAAAAGGUUAACUUACCUCAUCAUCCUGCCCAUAAUCCUCCCACUGUGGCUCACACUGCCCGACGUCAGAAGAGAGACCUCAGCGAAGUUCUUCCCUAUCACUUUCAUUGGCUCCAUCAGUUGGAUUGCUUUCUUCUCCUACCUGAUGGUGUGGUGGGCUCACCAGGUUGGAGAAACGUUCUGGAUCACAGAGGAGAUAAUGGGUCUAACAAUAUUAGCAGCCGGCACCUCAAUUCCUGACCUGAUCACCAGUGUGAUUGUAGCGCGUAAAGGCCUCGGGGACAUGGCCGUGUCCAGCUCGGUGGGCUCCAACAUCUUUGAUAUCACCGUGGGUCUACCGUUCCCCUGGCUCGUCUACAACAUCCUCAACGACUUCAAGCCAGUUGAGGUUAGCAGCAACGGCUUGUUCUGCGCCAUUGUCCUCCUCUUCCUCAUGCUUCUCUUUGUCAUCAUCUCCAUCGCGUCUUGCAAGUGGAGAAUGAGCAAGAUCCUGGGCCUCCUCAUGUUCAUGCUUUACUUCGUCUUCCUCGUCGUUAGCGUGAUGCUUGAGGACAAAGUCAUCGUCUGCCCCAUCACCAUCUGAGGGAGAAAGAGAGACAAAUAUGAUGCACCAAUGCGCUCACGUGCACAGUGGGAUUUAGGAGAGAGAGAGAGAAGAAAUGCCGACCCGGACACAAACUGUCUCUUAUCUGUCUCACUUACAUACACAGUAGAAGGCGGCAUGCAAACAGACACACACACACACAUGCAAGUGAAAGGUGAAGAAAACUAAGCGACACAGGUUGUGGAUGGCAGUUAGGCGGAGACUCACUGACUUAAAUCAAUUCAGAAAAUUCCUACCGGUGCAUCACACACGUCCAGCAGUUGGCAAACAAGCCUGUACAUCAUCGACCAUCAAAAGGAGGUCUCUCUCUUUGUACCGUGUGACUACAUCCAGUGGUCUUUGGGUUGAAAACUGAUGGACAACUAAUGUGAACGCCAAGAUGGAAAGUUUCAAUUGAAGAUCACCAGAGAUUGUUUUGCUUUUUUAACGAGAGGACCAGGUGGCAGAAGUACCUCCACUACUCAUGCAAGAGGUUAAGCGCAUAAACCCAAUACGGGGGCUGGAAGAGACUUUAAUUUAGAUUUGCUCAUUUACCCCCUAUAUGGCUUUGCAAUGGCAUCAAAUGAGAAAUAUUGAGUGUUAAAAAAACGUUUUUCAAUACAGUUUAUUUGAGGACAUUUUUGGCAGAAAUGAUUACUUAAGUCCUAUUCAUGGUAGGAUACUAUUCUAUGAUAAGAUACAUAAAUGCUAAAUAGUUACGUUAGGGCUUACACAGAUAGUAGGUUCUAUGGUGUCGUCAUGCUCAAUAUAUUCCAACUUUUUCAUGUCAUAAGCUCUUGAGCGUGUAUUUUUCAGUUCAGUCUGCCUUUACGUUGCACUUUGCAUUAAAACGUAAUAACCAGGUCAGUGUGGCGUUUCCCAGCAGAUGACGCGGUUUCGACAGACUGGCGGACUGAAGAUUAGUCUUCUCCGUUGUGUUUUACUUCAUGAACUCAAAAGGUUUUUCAUGUAUUCCUAAAGUUCAAUAUCAACAGGCAUCCCCGGGCUUCUUCUGCCAUGUUUUGAUGUUAAACAACUCAUGUACUGUAUAAGAUAUUACGCCACUAUGCUCACAUGUUGGGACAUAGAGGUUGAAUUCUUAGAAUUCAAUUAUUGUAAGAAACAGCUAAGUAAUCCUGUAAUUUCAUUGUAAAACCAAACAUGGACUAUCGAGGCUUUAUUCAUUGCUGCACUUUAGCUUUUGUCUAAACGCUCUCUUUUAGAUUUAAAGUGAAGUAACGUUGAGCAAAAAGCAUGUGACUUUAUCGUCACUAGGGUCCUGCUGUAGGUAUCAGUGGGUAUCUGUUUCAAUCAAAUCCUACAAUCAAGUUCCUCUGGAUCAAACAAUAACACAAUAAAGAGCUGUCUCUAACUCAAUGAA
Molecule: messenger RNA, 3690 nt
Organism: Gasterosteus aculeatus aculeatus (three-spined stickleback)
Lineage: Eukaryota; Metazoa; Chordata; Actinopteri; Perciformes; Gasterosteidae
Gene: slc24a2b
Product: solute carrier family 24 member 2b
Biological process (GO): intracellular calcium ion homeostasis; long-term synaptic potentiation; calcium ion transmembrane transport
Cellular component (GO): plasma membrane
Molecular function (GO): calcium channel activity; calcium, potassium:sodium antiporter activity
Source: RefSeq, a predicted model, not a curated record